UUUACUCCUAACGCGUGGAACUUGUGUCGACAUCCACCCUCGGUUACUGCAUACUCAGUCACACAAGCCAUAGCAGGAAACAGCGAGCUGGCAGCCUCACCGACGAGUCUCAACUAAAAGGGACUCCUGGCACUAGGGGUAGGGACUCAGCCUAACACAGUGAGUGCCUGCUAUUGGACUUUGGUCCAGUGACAGCUGAGACAAGGCCCAGGGCGAUCCAAGGACCACGGGAGGAGGUGUGGGAGAGAAGCGCCACGAACAGCGAUCGCCCAGCACCAAGUCCGCUUUCCAGGCUUUCGGUUUCUUUGCCUCCAUCUUGCGUGCGCCUUCCCGGCGUCUAGGGGAGCGAAGGCUGAGGUGGCAGCGGCAGGAGAGUCCGGCCGCGACAGGACGAACUCCCCCACUGGAAAAGAUUCUGAAAGAAAUGAAGUCAGCCCUCAGAAAUGAAGUUGACUGCCUGCUGGCUUUCUGUUGACUGGCCUGGAGCUGUACUGCAAGACCCUUGUGAGCUUCCCUAGUCCAAGAGUAGGAUGUCUGCUGAGGUCAUCCAUCAGGUUGAAGAAGCACUUGACACAGAUGAGAAGGAGAUGCUGCUCUUUUUGUGCCGGGAUGUUGCUAUAGAUGUGGUUCCACCUAAUGUCAGGGACCUUCUGGAUAUUUUACGUGAAAGAGGUAAGCUGUCUGUCGGGGACUUGGCUGAACUGCUCUACAGAGUGAGGCGAUUUGACCUGCUCAAACGUAUCUUGAAGAUGGACAGAAAAGCUGUGGAGACCUACCUGCUCAGGAACCCUCACCUUGUUUCGGACUAUAGAGUGCUGAUGGCAGAGAUUGGUGAGGAUUUGGAUAAAUCUGAUGUGUCCUCAUUAAUUUUCCUCAUGAAGGAUUACAUGGGCCGAGGCAAGAUAAGCAAAGAGAAGAGUUUCUUGGACCUUGUGGUUGAGUUGGAGAAACUAAAUCUGGUUGCCCCAGAUCAACUGGAUUUAUUAGAAAAAUGCCUAAAGAACAUCCACAGAAUAGACCUGAAGACAAAAAUCCAGAAGUACAAGCAGUCUGGUGGAUGGAAUGGAACCCGGAUGACCAAAGCCUCCUUUAGCUUGUGGCUAGAAAUCACGUCCCUUUAUAUUCUUCAUAUCCCAGAUGUGCCAACUCCAUUGCCCUGUAUAUUCAUGAUCUCUGCAAAAUGCUGCCAAGCAGUUCUUAACAUUUCAGUCUUCAAGAAAGAAUCUGGGAUCUGCACGGGCUGGCAGAGCUAUGGACAUUCAGGGGUUUUGCAUGUAUGCCGAACCCUACUGCCUUGCUCUGGUAUUUGGCCUCACAACCACUAUCCAACUUCGGGUGAUGUCACUUGGGUCUCAUACCUUCCUUGCAUGUGUCCCAAGUUUCACAAAACCUCCUUAUGGAAAAGAGCACAUUCGAUUUCUUCCUUGAUAAAAGGGACCAGAUUCACAAUGGCCUUCUCCCUUACUUGCAUUCCUUAUUGUCUUUUAGACUCAGCAUCAGCUUGGGCUCUGUUAGCAAGUUCACUGCCACCAUAGCAUCAUAGCCUAAAGGGCAUGGCUGAGACUCAUUGAUCUAUAGAGCACUCUUUUACCCCAACACACCCUAAAUGACUGAUCAAAGAUCGAGAACACAAGUAGCAUUUUUACUCCAUUCUUUUUUUUGUUUUUUGUUUUUUGAGACCUGCUUGAUUUAUUCCGAUUAUUUAUCACACAGUGACACAACAGUGAUCCCAAAGUGUGCAAAGUUAAAGCCUUCAACUGCAGCUGAGGAGAGGGCAGGAAUGGUACACUUGGGGAUGGUGGUGAGUCAGGAAUGACAGGCAGGCGGCCAUGACCAGGGCAGCCUCCUUCCCAGGGCCAGGGACUGGGGAGUGGCCUGAGGAGCAGGACCCAAGGGUAGCCCAGGGCCGGGGAAGGGGGCAGAGACCUCCCCUUGGCCUAGGUCUGGAACUCAGAAGUGCCACAUGGCUGAGGGGGCAGCAGCCUGGUAAGGCAGGGCCAGGAGAGCACCAUUUCCUGGGGGGCUGGGGACAGGGAGGCGCCCUAUAGGAGAAGCCAGGAGGGGCCGUCUGCCCCUGGGGUUGGGGCUGGGCUGGAGCAGGCUGCAGCAAGAAAGACCUGAGACAGGUGCAGGGCCUGAGAGCUCGGCUGGCUGGGUUCAGGGGGGGCUCCUAGGGCAGCCUGGCCCAGGGAGCAGUCCUAACUCUGCAGGGGAUGCCCAGCGAGGGGGGCUGCAAACCCCUCAGAGCCUCCCCUCCUCUCUCCCUGGAAAGGAGCUGGGGAACCUGUAGUGCAAAUCUGUGGACCACUCAGUUAUGGAGGGAGGCUGUGCCCGAAGGUGGACACUGGGGUGCACUCCCUCCACCACCUCGCCCUGCACCGCUGUCCUCAGUACAGCCACUUCUCCUAAGAGUGCAGGCCAUGGAUGCUGACAUGGUCCGCUUCUCAAACUUGAGCUCCCCUGAGUACAUCAUGGACUGAAGGACAGACAGGCUGCGGGCCUUGAUAUCCUGGCAGCCGUGCUGGAUGCCCACUAUGAGGUAGGGCACGAACUUCUGAAUGGACCCUUUGUCCUGGAUGGAGCCCGAGACACCCUGCAUGAUCUUCACCUUAUCCCCGUCGUUGAAGUAUUGCUUCUGGCUGCUGCUGCUCUUCUCCAUGGCAUUCAGUGAGCCCAUGUCCCGGUACUUCUUGGGCUGCAUUCCGUCUGAGAAGAAGUACUCGCCGGGGGCCUCCAUGGUGGCGGCCAGCAGGGAGCCCGUUAUCACUAUGGAGGCUCCUAGGGCCAGGGCCUUGACCACAUGCCCCACGGUCUGGAUGCCACCAUCGGCUAUGAUGGGCACACCAAAGCGCUGGGUAUGCUUGGCCACCUUGUACACAGCAGUGCCCUGGGGCUGACUGCAGGCCAUCACUUCCUGGGUGAUGUAGAUGGAGCCGUGCAGCCCAUGCCCAUGCGCAGCCCAUCGACACCAGCGUCAAUCAGGUUGUUGGCCUGGGCUCCUGUCACCAUGUUCCCCCCAAUCACCUGGAGGUGGGGUACUUUUGUUUGAUGUAAUGCACCAUGGCGAUCUGAUACACCGAGUUCCCUUGGGAUAAGUCCAAGCCUAUGACGUCAACGCCCACCUGGGUGAGCAGGUCCAGGCGGUAUUUGUCAUCCUCAUGGGUGCCCACAGCUGCCCCGCACAGCAGCUCCUCAUGGGAAUCCUUGGAGGCCACAGGGUAGUCUCGGUUCUUCUUCAGGGCGGUGCCGGUGAUAAUGGCCACCAGCUCAUCGCGAUCAUUGACGAUAGGCAGCUUCCCUUUCUUGCUAAGCUGCAGGAUCUCAUUUGCCUCUUUCAACCUCACACUGCUGGAGCCACCACUAGCUCGAUCCUUGGCGUCAUCACCUCACUGAGGAGGGUGGUGUGGUCCUUCUCAGCAAGAAAGUCGAUGUCUUGGGAGGCGACGAUGCCCACCAGCUUGCUGCCCAUGGUGCCCGUCUCAGUGAUGGGGAUGCCAGAGAAGCCAUGCCGCAUCUUGGCCUCCAGCACAUCAUCCACAGUGUGCGAGGGGCUCAGCACCACGGGGUGCGUGAUAAAGCCCUGUUCAAACUUCUUGACCUUCUGCACCUCACUGGCCUGGAACUCUGGAGUGCAGUUGUGGUGAAUGAAACCAAUACCUCCCAUCAGAGCCAUCGCGAUGGCCAUGUCGGCCUCUGUUACAGUGUCCAUGGGGGAGGAGAUCAGCGGCGUCUUCAGCGUGACCAUCGGGUCAGGGCUGAGGUCAGGUCCAACUCAUCAGCUAUGAAGUAUGUGAAUCCUGGGAGAAUCAAGAAGUCGUUGUAGGUGAGUCCCUCGUCGCUGGCGAAGAGCUGCUGCGCGGUGUGGGGAAAAGAAAGAGAUCAGAUUGUUACUGUGUCUUUGUAGAAAGAAGUAGACAUAGGAGACUCCAUUUUGUUCUGUACUAAGAAAAAUUCUUCUGCCUUGAGAUGCUGUUAAUCUGUAACCUUACCCCCAACCCUGUGCUCCCUGAAACAUGUGCUGUAAAAACUCAGGGUUAAAUGGAUUAAGGGCUGUGCAAGAUGGGCUUUGUUAAACAAAUGCUUGAAGGCAGCAUGCUCGUUAAGAGUCAUAACCACUCCCUAAUCUCAAGUACUCAGGGACACAAACACUGCGGAAGGCCGCAGGGACAUCUGCCUAGGAAAGCCAGGUAUUGUCCAAGGUUUCUCCCCAUGUGAUAGUCUGAAAUAUGGCCUCGUGGGAAGGGAAAGACCUGACCGUCUCCCAGCCCGACACCCGUAAAGAGUCUGUGCUGAGGAGGAUAAGUAAAAGAGGAAGGAACGCCUCUUUGCAGUUGAGACAAGAGGAAGGCAUCUGUCUCCUGCCUGUCCCUGGGCAAUGGAAUGUCUUGGUAUAAAACCCGAUUGUAUGUUCCAUCUACUGAGAUAGGUGAAAACCGCCUUAGGGCUGGAGGUGGGACAUGCGGGCAGCAAUACUGCUCUUUAAGGCAUUGAGAUGUUUAUGUGUAUGCAUAUCUAAAGCACAGCACUUAAUUCUUUACCUUGUUCAUGAUGCAGACCUUUGUUCACGUGUUUAUCUGCUGACCUUCUCUCCACUAUUAUGCUAUGACCCUGCCACAUCCGCCUCUCAACACCCAAAAAUGAUCAAUAAAUACUAAGGGAACUGAGAGGCCGGCGGGAUCGCGGGAUCAUCCGUAUGCUGAACGCCGGUCCCCUAGGCCCCCUUUUUUCUUUCUCUAUACUUUGUCUCUGUGUCUCUUUCUUUUCCAAGUCUCUCGUUCCACCUAACGAGAA
Nomascus leucogenys (northern white-cheeked gibbon) is the source of this 4791-nucleotide messenger RNA. It is a transcript of the gene CFLAR, whose product is annotated as CASP8 and FADD like apoptosis regulator. The transcript is spliced from 5 exons. Gene Ontology annotation, molecular function: cysteine-type endopeptidase activity; protein binding. The record is from RefSeq and is a predicted model, not a curated record. Bases 531 to 1535 code for a protein of 334 amino acids. NCBI's taxonomy places the organism in Eukaryota, Metazoa, Chordata, Mammalia, Primates, Hylobatidae. Gene Ontology annotation, biological process: proteolysis; negative regulation of extrinsic apoptotic signaling pathway via death domain receptors.